Molecule: messenger RNA, 1659 nt
Organism: Nematolebias whitei (Rio pearlfish)
Lineage: Eukaryota; Metazoa; Chordata; Actinopteri; Cyprinodontiformes; Rivulidae
Gene: lias
Product: lipoic acid synthetase
Exons: 11
Coding region: 58-1227 (389 amino acids)
Biological process (GO): lipoate biosynthetic process
Cellular component (GO): mitochondrion
Molecular function (GO): 4 iron, 4 sulfur cluster binding; lipoate synthase activity
Source: RefSeq, a predicted model, not a curated record
GAGCAGCCGAGCAAAGAAAGACGAUCGCCGGGUACUUGCUGCUAGCAUGCUAAAGUCAUGGAGCUGCUGAAACAUUGCUGCUGUGUGACGGCUCGGUUUUCUACAAACCACCUACGGUUGAGCCCCAGAUCCAUCUCACAUGCUUACACAAGCUGUCUGUCAACCGCAUCAGAGUCCUCUCCGGACCAGGCCGAGAGGAAGAAGGAGCUCCUGAGCCAAGAUGGGCCCGACCUGCGGGACUUUAUUUCAGGAGAACUUUCGGAGAAAAGCAAGUGGGCCGAGUACCGAGGCAACCUGAGGAGACUGAAAGGAGAGAGGCUGAGGCUUCCUCCGUGGCUGAAGACGGAGAUCCCCAUCGGAAAGAACUACAACCGUCUGAAGAACACACUGAGAGGCCUGAACCUGCACACGGUGUGCGAGGAGGCCAGGUGUCCAAACAUCGGGGAAUGUUGGGGAGGGGGAGAGUACGCCACAGCUACAGCCACCAUCAUGCUGAUGGGAGACACGUGCACCCGUGGGUGCAGGUUCUGCUCCGUGAAGACGGCCCGUCAGCCUCCUCCUCUGGACCCAAACGAGCCGUACAACACAGCCGAGGCCAUCGCUGCCUGGGGGCUGGACUACGUGGUUCUGACCUCGGUCGACAGAGACGACAUUGCAGAUGGAGGAGCAGCACAUUUUGCUAAGACUGUCUCUAACCUGAAGGAAAGAAACCCUCAGAUCCUGGUUGAAUGUCUGACCCCAGAUUUCCGUGGUGACCUGGCAGCCGUAGAGCAGAUCGCCCUGUCGGGGUUAGACGUGUACGCCCACAACGUGGAGACGGUGCGGGAGCUGCAACGGUACGUCCGUGACCCCAGAGCAAACUUGGACCAGUCUCUGAGCGUCCUCAAACACGCCAAAAUGGUCCAACCCGGCGUGCUCACCAAGACCUCCAUCAUGCUGGGACUGGGGGAGACCGAGCAGCAGAUAAUCAACACUAUGAGGGAGCUGCGAGAGGCCGGAGUGGACUGUCUGACACUGGGACAGUACAUGCAGCCCACGAAGCGCCACCUGAAGGUGGAGGAAUACGUCACUCCUGAAAGGUUUGCCCACUGGGAGAACGUGGGGAAUGAAAUGGGUUUUAUCUACACAGCCAGUGGGCCGCUGGUCCGCUCCUCCUACAAAGCAGGUGAAUUCUUCUUGAAGAAUCUACUUAAAAAGAGAAAAACAGAAAUCGCUGCAACAGAUUGAAAAGUUUCCAGUCAUUUCUUCCAGCAUCGACUCUGACAAGAAAAAACUAAUAUAUUUCAAUAAGAAUAAAAAAGUGCUGAUUUGUGCAUCGGUGACAUGAAACUGAUCUCGGAGCAGCUCUUGUUCUGAAGUCUCCACCUGUGGCAGCUGAACCACAGAAAACAUCCAGAGGUGACUCAGGUGAGCAGAUUAUGUCACCGUCAGGAGAAAAUACAACCUGCUGAGGACAGGAGAGUACUUUCACAUCUCGUGUUCAGGAGGCGUUAAAUUACUCCCAGUACAACCUCCACAACCAGUUCCGCUGGGCCUGGAUUGUUUGAUAAUGGCUGAUCAUCUUUCAAACACUCAGGAGGGAAGUUGUGUACGUUAUAAAAGUGUAGGAGGGGAAACCACUGAAGCAGCUCGUGAAGGUGUUUUACCAGUUAAGGACGU